AGCCGACUUCCCCGUUUUCUUUUUUUUUCAUUGUCCCAAGCUGCGCCCUUGUGGUUUCGUUUACAUUGCCUUUUCACCUUGAAUUUAUUGCUCUAUUUUCUUUUGUUUUUUGUCCGUUUUCUCUCACAUCUCGGAAUGUUUUGAAAAGGACUGUCGCCAGUCCAGGAUUGUCGUCAGCUGGCACGGAAUGCUCCAGGCCGACUUAUGUACAGUACAGCAGAAGAAGGUCAUUUCUAGGACUACACCAUAAGAUAAGUAUUUCUGAGCCGCCAUUUCUUGUAUUACUGCAGCGAACCUAUCCUGGAUGUGAAGAUUGCCUUUUGUCAGGUGUGUGUUCCUUACAGGUAAACAAGGGAUUUGGUAAACAAGUGGAUGUUUCAUACAUUGGUAAACAUUACAACAUGAGCAAAAGCAAAGUGGACAACCAGUUCUACAGUGUGGAAGUAGGAGACUCCACCUUCACUGUUCUAAAACGAUACCAGAACCUCAAGCCUAUUGGCUCUGGAGCUCAGGGAAUAGUUUGUGCCGGAUAUGAUGCUGUUCUUGAUAGAAAUGUGGCCAUUAAAAAACUCAGCAGGCCAUUUCAGAACCAAACCCAUGCCAAAAGGGCUUAUAGAGAGCUAGUACUCAUGAAGUGUGUAAACCACAAAAAUAUUAUCAGCCUAUUAAAUGUAUUUACGCCACAGAAAUCUUUAGAAGAAUUUCAAGAUGUAUAUCUUGUAAUGGAAUUGAUGGAUGCCAAUCUUUGUCAAGUGAUCCAGAUGGAACUAGACCAUGAGCGAAUGUCUUACCUACUCUAUCAGAUGUUAUGUGGCAUCAAGCACCUGCACUCAGCUGGCAUCAUUCACAGGGACCUGAAACCUAGCAAUAUUGUGGUGAAGUCAGAUUGUACUCUUAAAAUCCUUGACUUUGGACUGGCGAGGACUGCAGGAACGAGCUUCAUGAUGACGCCAUAUGUGGUGACGCGCUAUUACAGGGCGCCUGAAGUUAUCCUGGGGAUGGGAUACAAGGAAAAUGUUGAUAUAUGGUCCGUUGGGUGCAUUAUGGGAGAAAUGGUUCGCCACAAAAUCCUCUUUCCGGGAAGGGACUAUAUUGAUCAGUGGAAUAAAGUGAUUGAACAGCUGGGAACACCUUCUCCAGAAUUCAUGAAGAAGCUCCAGCCAACAGUGCGCAAUUAUGUGGAGAACCGACCCAAGUAUGCAGGACUUACAUUCCCAAAGCUAUUUCCUGAUUGUCUCUUCCCGGCAGACUCUGAACAUAACAAACUGAAAGCCAGUCAGGCCAGAGACCUUUUGUCAAAGAUGCUUAUUAUUGAUCCUGCAAAACGAAUAUCAGUGGAUGAAGCUUUGCAGCAUCCCUACAUUAAUGUCUGGUAUGAUCCUUCUGAGGUUGAGGCGUUGAAGGACUCAGAUCACAUCCAAACUUCCAUGCCUCCUCCACAGAUUUAUGAUAAGCAGCUUGAUGAAAGAGAACAUACAAUUGAUGAAUGGAAAGAGCUCAUCUAUAAAGAAGUUAUGAACUUCGAGGAGAAAACUAAAAAUGGUGUUGUGAAGGGACAACCCUCUCCUUCAGGUGCAGCCGUAAACAGCAGUGAAAGCCUCCCUCCGUCUUCUUCUGUCAACGAUAUCUCCUCCAUGUCAACUGACCAGACUCUGGCAUCGGAUACUGACAGCAGCCUGGAAACUUCUGCAGGACCCCUCGGUUGUUGCAGGUGACUAGCCGCCUGCUUGCGUAACCCAGUAUUCUUCAGAAGGUGAAAAUAAUACCAUUAGAGAGAAAAACAAAAAUGAAAUUCAGCCUGUAUUUUCAUGAUGAAAUUAUGUGGAAUAAAUAUUUCAAGCUAAAAUGUAUAUUUAUUCAAAUCUAGUUGCUUUGCUGGUAUUUUCCUUCAUAUGGCAUUAAAGAAAGCUUAGGUGGGCAUUUUUCUGUAAAGUGUAAAUUAAUGGCUGAUUUAAAAACAACCUGUAAGCUACCGUACUACCAUGCUGAUUUGGUAAGAUGAGCAUUUUCUUUGUGAUUCUGGCAAUAUUUUCCACAGGUAUUUCCUUCUAACAUGCAAGAGAGAUCAUUCUUGUCGGACAAGGCUUAUGUGAUUAUGUAUACAAUGAAGAAACAGAAUGGUUUCAGGACCUUUGGCCGCUCCAAUGAAUAAUGCAUACCUUGCCGUAUCUUUGCUUAAACCUUAGUUGCCCUUGCCUGUAGUACUGCAUGAUCAAAAUGCUAACUAUAAGAUUAUUAAGAAAACACUUAUCCUGUUAAUAACCCUUGCAAGUAAUACUGAUUUGGUCCAGUUGCAAAUGUACAGUAAGUGUUUUGACUAAGGAAAUCCAGUACUUGAGCUGCAGGGGCACAGGUGAACUACUGUCAUAUAUAGAGCCCCAACUUCGUUUCCUUUCAGAUUGUCUAAAUAUGUCUCUCACUCAUUUAUGCAUGUCAUAAUAAAGAACAUGGUUUUCUUGAAGAAGUAACUCGCAGACAGCAUUACUGUAGCUGUGUAUAACAAGUGAUGGAAACAGAAAAAGCCUUGAAAUGAAAGUGGAGUUGCUAUACUUAACAAUCAUACAGCCUGCAUCUCCCGUAGCGGUGGCAUGCUUUUGAUGAUGGAUGACGCACUCGGCAAACAUUUUCAGGAGAGAAUCAUUUUUCCACAUAAAUGCAAACUGCCGUGGAGUAGGGAACACAUUUCCAAUCAGUUACUCUAAAACUAUGCUAUGUUUAUUUCAAAUUGAAUUUGGCAAGUGCCUUUUUAUAAGCUUAGCUAUUUUUAGUCCACAAUUAAAGAAAAGGUUUGGUGUACCGUCAAGCCAAUAAAAUCCUGGGGAGUCCCUCAUAACAAUUUUAGAGUUUUUUUUUUCCCAAGAAAUUUGAGCUCUGAAUUUUGUAGAUGUACUUCCAUAUAUUGCCACAUGGUUCAUGAUCUAAGGUUUAUGUUUCUUCCUAACCACCUUUCCAACAUGAUACGUACACACUUGCCACUCUCCUGCAAGUCACUCAGUAGUAUCAGUUACUGACUCCAAUUUUUUUUUUUUUUUUGUAAAUGUCUUCACUCUUUCAGCUCUAAGAAUCAACUGAUCUUUGUGCUCUGUAUCUGCUGUCAUAUUCAUUCAUUUAUACCUGCUUAGAUUGACAUUUGCACAAUCUGAGAUCAGGCAACUGCAGUGGCUCAGACAGUCACAGUCAGCUAAAAUGAGCCGUGCAGCCUAGUUUCUUAGUGGUCAGGCCAUGUUACAUGUCAACAUCAGCUAUUAACUGCUGUUUUUAAGCUGUGAGCUGACUGUUAACUAUUAAACGUUACUUUUUAAUCACACAUUUUAAUCAAUACUUUAUGUUUCAUGAUCAUUUCUAUUAUUCUUCUCACCCUGAGUCUGCGUAAUGAAGUCCAUUUUGCCAAGAUGAUAUUACUGACCUUUUUUUGCAGGCCUGUGAGUUAGACUGCUUCUUUGGUGUACUUUUUCAAGAAAAUUUCAUCAUACAGUUUACAAUAGUUACUUUGCCUGUUUCUUAUAAAGACAUGUAUCAAUGAGCGAUUUUAUUUUUGUGUAUAAUGAAAUCAUGAAACAUGCCAAAAUAUGCUAUAGCAUAUACCGGGCUGAAAAGAGAAAUGUAUAUAAAACUGAACACUCAAUGCACAAUUACUAAUGUCUAAGUGGACCUGCCAAAAGCCCUUUGUUUUCUCUGCAUUUGUUUUUUUUUUUUUUUGUCUUAUGUUAAUUUGUGUUUCUUCACUGACUGUAGCUUCAGUACUAUAGCAUCCACUACUAGAAAUAUUUAAUAUGAUAAAUUUGAGCCUUCAUGUUACUGUUUAUCUGGGAAAGCAUCAUGAAACCAAAAGUGAGACUCAGCAGUGUGGUGUUGAUUUGGGAAUAUUGACAUUUCGUACUGUUUCUACCAUCACACAUCAUCGUAUAGUAUCCAUCACCGUUGCCUGUACUUAAUUGUUCUUUGCAGGCUUUUGUUUUGUGUUUUUCAAGCUAAAUAUUACAAUAAAGUCAUUUGUCUUGAAAAUGUAUAAAGCAAGGUAGGGAAUAUCCUUUAAAAGCCGUUUUAACUGAAUUAUUAUUUUGAAACAGUUUGUGUAACUUAAUACAAACUGCUUUUAGCAAAAAUAUAAUCAUGCUAGCUCUUUAAACAGUCUUUUUUAGGCAAAGUAACACAUUCAUGUUUAGCCUAACCUUCUAAAACAAUAAUGUAAUUAUUUCAGUGUUUCAACUGAUGACAUCACUUUGGCGCUUCAAUCGCUUUAGAUUUUAAAUGAAAAAAAAUUAUGGUUAGAAUUAGAAUCCAAAAAUCCUAUACCUUACCAUUUUCUAAGCCCACUUAAUCCAAGGCAGGGUCACGCUGGGCUGCAGCCUAGCAAAUAUGGAGAGAGCAAAGCAGGAACAGUCUCUGGGCAGGGUGCCAGUCCAUCUCUGGGCAGACAUGCACACACCACACAUACACACACACUUAGUGCCAAUCUAGAGACACCAACCCACCUGGUGAAAAGCAGCAAAAAUCAGAAUGAAAUAUGAGUGGCACAGGAAUCAAAAUCCAAAAUUAAAAAUGAGAGUGAUCCUAAUUUUGGCAUUAUCUAAAGUUAAUGUGUUUUACAAGAGCAAUUCUUGGUAGUUUCAGGUGAUAUGCAAUUUGGCUUUAAAACCAAGUGAGAGACCAGAAUGAAAAUGAUGACUCAUGAAUGGUAUAUGUUAAAAAAAUGGAUUGCUGCUGCUAAUUCACUAUUUGUUCAACUCAAAUUAGAUGGAGGGAGCUGUCCACUUGGGCAAAUAACAUGUAUUUUAGAACGCAGCAGAGAUCACGAUAUCCUAAAGGAUCUGGCAAAGAAAUGGUCAAGAAAAGAAGUUGGAGUCUGUUACACGUCAGGUCCACACAAACCUACAAAUACCAUCAGAUGGUAACAAAAGAGUCAAAGCCUGGAAUUCCCCAACAAGUUCUGGCAAACAAACAGCAGUUCAAUCGUAAUGUUUGACUUCUUCCCUGAGUGCACCACCUUCAUUUAAACUGCCCUCAUGUGGAGGUCACAGGCAGUGCAAGUUGGGCCAUUUUCUGAUGGACUGUGCCCACUGCUGCAAAAUGGCUGGGCUGAUUGAAAAACACGUAGAAUUAUCAAAUAUUUUUAUAAAAAAAAAGAAAAGAAUAUUAUUUAAAUCCCUACAAAACAGACUACACAGAUGCAUUCCUAAUGCCAUCACACUAAUGCUAAGUCACUGCAAUAAUGCACCAGACUUUUUUCUUGACUUGUUUACUUCUUCAUAUCUUGUUUCUACGUUUCCAUUCAAGUACUACUCCCUGAUGCACUAAUCAUCUCAAUUCACCAUUUACCUAUCCAAAUUGAGUAAUUAAUGCUGAGUUCAUCAAUAAGCUGCUUAAGCUCAUUUUUGCUGUUGCUGCAUAUGACUUGAAGAGACUUGGGGGGGAAAAAAAUUACUGAGCAGCACAGUAGUCUUGCUGUGCUUUGUGUUGAGUGAGGCAUCUUUCUUCAGAUCAUUUACAUUUAGUAUGAUCAGCUACUGCAUUGCAGUGGUUUAAUAACGCCCUGACUGUAAGCCCUGAAGAACAUUAAAUUCCAGCCCAGUGCAAAGUUAUCUUUCAUAUGCUCCAUUUUCUUUUCUGCAGGUUCAAUCUUUAGAAACAGUUCUACUGUAUAAUGUCUACAACCCUAUAUACUCUUUCAUUUGAUCUUGAGUUUCCUACUAGAGCUAAAUAAGGAAGCAUUGAAAGUUAAAUGUAAAAAGAUUAAGAUAACUGAAACUUUCUUAUUGCACUUCUGGGUCACUUGGGUCCAGAGUCCAUUUCAUCACAUUUUGUCUAAUUUUGGUCCAAUACAAUUGCACAAGACAAAUUCAAUAACAUUUUAAUAAUAUACUGCAGAUUAAUUUAAACAUCCCCCAAAAAUGUAUUCUUUGGGAGUCGGCACAGUACAUAAAUAACUUGGCCAUAACUGAUAAUGGGAAUCUUUCCAAAGAAAUAAAAUCUUUAUUCUAAAUUGUCCCUAGUGUGUGCUUGGUGUGUGUGUGUUUGUGUGUUCGCCCUGC
Molecule: messenger RNA, 6032 nt
Organism: Polypterus senegalus (gray bichir)
Lineage: Eukaryota; Metazoa; Chordata; Cladistia; Polypteriformes; Polypteridae
Gene: mapk10
Product: mitogen-activated protein kinase 10
Exons: 15
Coding region: 402-1715 (437 amino acids)
Biological process (GO): JNK cascade; protein phosphorylation
Cellular component (GO): nucleus; cytoplasm
Molecular function (GO): ATP binding; JUN kinase activity
Source: RefSeq, a predicted model, not a curated record